GCACCAUCGAUAGCCCGCACUGACCAGUAGAGAUGAGAGUGAUUCUCCUAGCGAGACAACAACAAAAUUCACUGCGUAAUUAAUUAAAUAUUUUAGUAAAAUCGAGGCGCACCACAAAGAAACAACUCGUCGAGUGUUCAAUAGUGUUCAAACGCCAAAGCCAAAAGAGAGACCCCCAAGUAAGCCAACCCCACGAAAUACAUCGAAAUGUCAGGCCGUAAGAAAUCCCUGCUGAAAGUCAUCAUCCUUGGCGACAGUAGUGUGGGCAAGACUUCGCUCAUGAAUCAGUAUGUAAACAAACGCUUCUCCAACCAAUACAAAGCCACAAUCGGAGCGGACUUCUGCACGAAAGAAGUGGUGGUCAACGACCGAGUGGUCACAAUGCAGAUCUGGGACACUGCUGGUCAGGAACGUUUCCAGUCGCUUGGAGUGGCAUUCUACCGCGGCGCCGACUGCUGCGUGCUGGUCUACGAUGUGACGGCGCCCAACUCGUUCAAGAAUCUCGACUCGUGGCGCGACGAGUUCCUCAUACAGGCCAGUCCACGCGAUCCCGAGCACUUCCCCUUUGUGGUGCUGGGCAACAAAGUGGACCUGGACAACCGCCAGGUGUCCACGCGUCGAGCGCAACAGUGGUGCCAAUCGAAGAACGACAUACCCUAUUACGAGACGUCCGCCAAGGAGGGAAUCAAUGUGGAGAUGGCGUUUCAAGUCAUAGCAAAGAAUGCGCUGGAGUUGGAGGCGGAGGCUGAGGUUAUCAACGAUUUCCCCGAUCAGAUCACCUUGGGCUCGCAAAACAAUCGUCCUGGAAACCCCGACAACUGUCAGUGCUAAUGUAACAACGCAGCCUGGAGAAUUACACAAUUUAUAUUAUUAAAUAAUAUUUCCAACAUAAUAAUGAACAUGAGAAGCAAAUAACACAAAGGACGACGGAGGAAAGUGUUCUAUGAUUAAGUAAAACAAUUUCAGCAAAACAGCAUAGUAAUUAAUUAAUUGAUAGGAUGCAAAGUUCAGAUUCAGAUCAACAUCAGCAGAUUCUAAACGGGCCUCUGGCAAGGGCUUUACCAAUACACCCAACUUCCUAAAACCUAAGUAAACCGUUCAAUGAAUAAGUAUGCUCUGUGUACUCGUAUUUAAUAACUCAUGUUUCUGACCGCCCGCCUAUCUCCCUAGUACUAUUUUUGCCAUUGUAUUAGUCAAAUUUUGCACGCAACGCUGCUGGCUUUUGCAACAGAACAGCAACAUUAAGAAUACAAUAACAGAGUAUCUUCAAAACAAACAAAAAAUCUUGUGAUUGUAAAUUUAAUAAAAAGAAAACUUUUUUAAUGUAAUUAAGGACAUAAUUUCCUGCACUACCAAAUUGGCAACUCAAUCGUAAUUGGCUCAGCUCCACACAACUCUCUUUUGCAAAACAUUUGAGCGUGAAUUUUGUUUAGUUAUAACGUUACUCGAUAUAUCCUAUAACUAUUAAUAGUAUUCCAUGUAAAAUUUCUCCUUGUUUUGGUAAUACAUAUAUGUAAAUUGCGAAUAUUUGGUAUGUACUUUAUUCCACUGAAUUAUUUUUUAAAUUUUCAUGCUUUGUGGUUUAGUUUAAAAAAUAAACAAUGAAAAAUUUACAAUAAAACAUAAUUAA
Messenger RNA from Drosophila gunungcola (fruit fly), 1630 nucleotides. RefSeq names its product ras-related protein Rab-7a (gene Rab7). The transcript is spliced from 4 exons. Bases 208 to 831 code for a protein of 207 amino acids. The record is from RefSeq and is a predicted model, not a curated record. Gene Ontology annotation, cellular component: late endosome; lysosome; phagocytic vesicle. Gene Ontology annotation, biological process: phagosome-lysosome fusion; endosome to lysosome transport. Lineage: Eukaryota; Metazoa; Arthropoda; Insecta; Diptera; Drosophilidae. Gene Ontology annotation, molecular function: GTPase activity; GTP binding.